Molecule: messenger RNA, 396 nt
Organism: Echinostoma caproni
Lineage: Eukaryota; Metazoa; Platyhelminthes; Trematoda; Plagiorchiida; Echinostomatidae
Source: the annotation of a GenBank genome assembly
AUGCCUCCGAGGAAAUAUUUACUGGAAUAUGUUUUCUCUUUGAUCGAAGAUGAGCAACUUAUCAUGAAAGCCGAGGUGAACAUUCUCGUGGCCAAGCAUCUGGUCAAGAAAGCCUGGUUGAAAUCCACAUUGAUUCAGCCGGUGAUGCAGCCACCGGAGGAUAAAUGCUAUUUGAUCGAGGACUUUGCUCAUUAUGUGUCUAUUGAUGACAGUCUUUUGGAAGAAGAAAUUGCCUGUUUGGUAUUUGAUGAUGAAGAACAUCGCAAAGAAGCAGAUGAAUGUGAGGCAGUGAAUGCACCGGAAGUUAUCCCAAUCGGAGAGGCGCAGAAGUUAUUGAAUCAGUUGAAGUUGUUUGCCUUAACUAAUGCUCGGAAUUCGGGUGUACAAUUGAUUUAA